Penicillium angulare is the source of this 1857-nucleotide messenger RNA. Its product is annotated as purple acid phosphatase family protein. Bases 1 to 1857 code for a protein of 618 amino acids. NCBI's taxonomy places the organism in Eukaryota, Fungi, Ascomycota, Eurotiomycetes, Eurotiales, Aspergillaceae. The record is from RefSeq and is a predicted model, not a curated record. The transcript is spliced from 3 exons. Gene Ontology annotation, molecular function: acid phosphatase activity; metal ion binding.
AUGAAGGCUACUACUGCUUCCGUCUUGUUGGCGCUAUCUGCUGCCGUUAGUGGUCGGCCGACGGUUGAUAACCGAUUCCCUUAUAAGGGUCCUGCUGUUCCUGUUGGCGAUUGGGUUGAUCCCACGAUUAAUGGGAAUGGGAAGGGCUUUACGCGUCUUGUCGAGCCGCCCGCUGUUAAGCCUGCGUCGGCGCAUGCCACUAAUAAUGUCAAUGUUAUUUCGCUGUCUUACAUUCCGGACGGUAUUCAUAUUCAUUAUCAGACGCCUUUUGGGUUGGGGAAGUCGCCUUUUGUUAAGUGGGGUACUAGUCCUGAGCGAUUGAUCAAUAUUGCUCGGGGAUUCAGUCAUACUUAUGACCGAACUCCUUCAUGCUCCCAGAUCAAAGCUGUCACCCAGUGCAGUCAAUUCUUCCAUGAAGUGUCCCUUCCUCACCUUGAGUCCGGUAAAACAUACUACUACCAAAUCCCCGCCGCGAAUGGCACGACUGAGUCCGAUGUCCUGAGCUUCACAACCGCUCGCAAAGCUGGUGACGCUACAGAAUUCACCGUGGCUAUCCUGAACGAUAUGGGCUACACUAAUGCCCAGGGUACACACAAGUACCUAAGCCAAGCAGCCAACGAGGCCGCUUUUGCCUGGCACGGUGGUGACAUCAGUUACGCAGAUGACUGGUCCUCCGGUAUUAUGGCCUGUGAGGACUCUUGGCCAGUCUGCUAUAACGGCACUAGCAGCUCGCUCCCUGGCGGUGUCAUCACGAGCGAAUACAAGAAGCCUUUGCCUAAGGGCGAGAUCGCGAACCAGGGUGGACCCCAAGGUGGAGAUAUGAGUAGCAUUUACGAGUCGAACUGGGAUCUCUGGCAGCAGUGGAUGGGCGAUAUUACCAAGAAGAUUCCCUACAUGGUUUUGCCUGGAAACCACGAGGCGUCGUGUGGUGAAUUCGAUGGUCCUAAUAAUGUCUUGACGGCUUAUUUGAACGAAAACGAGCCAAACAGUACCUGGCCUACUGAUAAUCUUACCUACUAUAGUUGUCCGCCAUCGCAAAGAAACUUCACGGCCUAUCAGCACCGCUUCCGUAUGCCAGGUGCUGAAUCUGGAGGCGUCAGCAACUUCUGGUACUCCUUCGACUACGGUCUCGCGCACUUCGUCUCGAUGGAUGGCGAGACAGACUACGCCAACAGCCCAGAGUGGUCCUUCGCCGAAGACGUAACCGGCGAUGAGAAACUUCCCACAGAAUCCGAAACAUUCAUCACAGACAGUGGUCCCUUCGGCGCUGUGCACGGCAGCAUCAAAGACACAAAGUCCUACGAACAAUAUAACUGGCUGAAAGAGGAUCUUUCCAAAAUCGAUCGCAAGAAGACACCAUGGGUCAUCGUCAUGAGCCACAGACCAAUGUACAGCUCUGCAUACUCGUCCUACCAGAAGGAUAUUCGGGAGGCGUUUGAGUCUCUUUUCCUGGAACAUGGUGUCGAUGCUUAUCUUUCUGGUCAUAUUCAUUGGUAUGAACGGUUGUGGCCUAUUGGUAAGAAUGGAACUGUUGAUUCGGGGUCUGUGGUUAACAAUAACACUUAUCGUGUUAAUCCCGGAACUUCGAUGACGCAUAUCAUCAAUGGAAUGGCGGGAAAUAUUGAGAGUCAUAGUGAGUUUAGUGAUGGGGAGGGUCUGACGAAUCUUACGGCUGUCUUGAACACGAAGCAUUAUGGUUUCAGCAAGAUGACUGUUGUUAAUGCUACGGCUUUGAAGUGGGAGUAUGUCAAGGGGGAUGAUGGGUCGACUGGGGAUCUGCUUUGGUUGGUUAAGCCGGAGACUUCAAAGGGGAAGAAUCCUGUUGGUGGAAAGAAGCCGAGGGCUGUUGUUUAUUAG